This is a messenger RNA of Cucumis sativus (cucumber), 766 nucleotides long. RefSeq lists its product as uncharacterized. NCBI's taxonomy places the organism in Eukaryota, Viridiplantae, Streptophyta, Magnoliopsida, Cucurbitales, Cucurbitaceae. The record is from RefSeq and is a predicted model, not a curated record. Bases 115 to 450 code for a protein of 111 amino acids. The transcript is spliced from 2 exons.
GCACUCUCAACUCUGUUCCCUAAACUUCUUCUCUCUUUUAACUUCUUCUUCUUCUUCUUCUUCUUCUUCUCUCUUUCCCUAAUUUUUCAGAUAAUUGUUAUUAAAACACAGAAGAUGAAUAGAAGAAACAGUGGAGGAGGAGGUGCAGCAACGCCAAAGCUUGAGCUGAAAUUGAACUUAUCGCCGCCGAGAGCGAACAGGGGAGUGGAAUCACCAAGCCGGUCUGCGACGGUGUCGCCGACGUCGCCGCCGAGUUCGUGUGUGUCGUCGGAAGAGGAGAUGAGAUAUUCGAACAGCCCUGAAACGACGUCGAUGAUGCUGGUGGGAUGUCCACGUUGUUUGAUGUACGUUAUGUUAUCGGAAGAGGAUCCGAAAUGUCCGAAAUGCAAAAGCACUGUUCUUCUUGACGUUCUUCAUGAUAACGCCGCCGUCAAAACUAGAAAAAACUAAAGACUAAAAAGAAAAAAGAAAAAAAAAAACUACAACAGAGACAGAGAAGAUGAACAAGUUCUAGAGAGAGUUUUUUUUUUUUGAGGAAUUUUUAUGAAGGUAGCUUAGUUUGUUUACUGUGUUGAUAGGAAAUUAGAAGUGUAGAAGGAUUUAGAGAGAGAUAUGAAGAAGUUUUUCUUUCUUUUCUUUUGUUUAUUUGGUGGGGUUAAAGAAAAAUAUUUAGGUUUAAGAUAUUUUUUUCUCUCCCUUGUUUUAGUACAAGGACUAUGUAACCAGCGUUUAACUACAAGUGCCCAAAUGUUUUAUGUUUCUUUCU